Microplitis demolitor is the source of this 739-nucleotide messenger RNA. RefSeq names its product COMM domain-containing protein 4. Lineage: Eukaryota; Metazoa; Arthropoda; Insecta; Hymenoptera; Braconidae. The coding region runs from base 108 to 704 and encodes 198 amino acids. The transcript has 8 exons. The record is from RefSeq and is a predicted model, not a curated record.
CAAUAACAACAAGCGUGUUUACUAACCUCGUUAACAAUAUUCGACAAUUAAUUCAAUAAGACUAAUCAAUUAAUCAUAAAUCAGGUUUAAUUAUCUAGCUCAUCAAAAUGAAAUUCCGAUUUCUUGGUGAUGGCGACUGUCCAGAUUGGUUACUGGCACAAAUAAUAACUAUGUCACGUAUGACUUCAAUAAAAAUGAAAUUAUUGGGUCAGCUGGUUAUUAAAUCAAUUCUCAAUAAUGGUGAAAUUGAUGAAGAUAAAAUAAAGAAGCUUACUCAAGAUGCUAAAUUAGAUUGGGACGAUGCAAUAUCGAUUGUAUCGGCAUUGGAAAUGAUAAUGACGUCAUCAUCACGUUAUGAAGUAAAUGCAGAUGAUUUGAGCAGUGAAUUACAACAAUUAGGGUUGCCUAAAGAGCACAGUAUUGUGAUUGGGCGUCUACAUACUGACAAUUACAGCCAAAUUCACGAUCAUCUUCUAUCGCAAUCUUUGCGCCUUAAUGCUUUGUCAUCAAUAGAAGUUGAAACUAAAAAAGAUGACAUUGAAAAUUCAAUAAUUGUAACAAUGGGAUUAAAAAUAAAAAAAAUUGACGGUAGUGAUGAAAAAGUAACCGUCAACAUACCGAAAGAAAAAUUGACCAUUUUAAUCGAGGAGAUGAAAAAAGUACGAGGUAUGAUGGAGGAUAUAUGUAGUAUAAAAACAAUGUAAUCAUGAAUUUAAUAAAUAUUUAGAAAUAGAACAUA